Molecule: messenger RNA, 663 nt
Organism: Acanthosepion pharaonis
Lineage: Eukaryota; Metazoa; Mollusca; Cephalopoda; Sepiida; Sepiidae
Source: the annotation of a GenBank genome assembly
AUGGCUGAUAUCAACAAGCAGACGUUAGUCGACAAGUGUCGAUCGCCUAUCAACAAGCAGACGUUAGUCGACAAGUGUCGAUCGCCUAUCAACAAGCAGACGUUAGUCGACAAGUGUCGAUCGCCUAUCAACAAGCAGACGUUAGUCGACAAGUGUCGAUCGCCUAUCAACAAGCAGACGUUAGUCGACAAGUGUCGAUCGCCUAUCAACAAGCAAGACGUUAGUCGACAAGUGUCGAUCGCCUAUCAACAAGCAGACGUUAGUCGACAAGUGUCGAUCGCUUAUCAACAAGCAGACGUUAGUCGACAAGUGUCGAUCGCCUAUCAACAAGCAGACGUUAGUCGACAAGUGUCGAUCGCCUAUCAACAAGCAGACGUUAGUCGACAAGUGUCGAUCGCCUAUCAACAAGCAGACGUUAGUCGACAAGUGUCGAUCGCCUAUCAACAAGCAGACGUUAGUCGACAAGUGUCGAUCGCCUAUCAACAAGCAGACGUUAGUCGACAAGUGUCGAUCGCCUAUCAACAAGCAGACGUUAGUCGACAAGUGUCGAUCGCCUAUCAACAAGCAGACGUUAGUCGACAAGUGUCGAUCGCCUAUCAACAAGCAGACGUUAGUCGACAAGUGUCGAUCGCCUAUCAACAAGUAGACGUUAGUCUACAGUAA